Messenger RNA from Micropterus salmoides (largemouth bass), 6004 nucleotides. RefSeq names its product KN motif and ankyrin repeat domains 4 (gene kank4). The coding region runs from base 349 to 4959 and encodes 1536 amino acids. The record is from RefSeq and is a predicted model, not a curated record. The transcript is spliced from 10 exons. Gene Ontology annotation, cellular component: cytoskeleton; cytoplasm. Lineage: Eukaryota; Metazoa; Chordata; Actinopteri; Centrarchiformes; Centrarchidae. Gene Ontology annotation, molecular function: protein binding. Gene Ontology annotation, biological process: negative regulation of actin filament polymerization.
UACUCUCCCUGCUCUCCUGUUUCAGCCAGUCUGUCUGCCCUCUAGCGUAGUAGUCUCCUUUCACUCACUGCUAUUCAUCACCAUCUAGGAUACACUAAAAAAAAAACCCACGCAGGUAGACAGAAUACUGUGCUAGUGGACUGAAGAGUUUGCAUUUGAGCUGAUAGACACAGAUAUAUGUACAUUACCUUGGAAAGAGUUAGAAAGCACAGAUCUGUAGAAGCGCUGUUGAAGCUGAAGUUUUCUCUCCACUACGUUUUUUGUCCCAAAGGAUACCACACGCAGCUACAGAGGUUGCCAGCUCCAACUGUAGCAAACACAAAUCGAUGACUGAGAACUCCGCCUCCCAUGAUGGACAAGAAAAGUGCCAACGGCUUUCAGACCAAGGCCAGUGAGGGCGGUGUUCAGAGGAAGCAGCUGCCCUACUCAGUGGAAACUCCCUAUGGCUUCCACCUGGACCUGGACUUCCUCAAGUAUGUUGACGAUAUUGAAAAAGGCAAAACCAUCAAAAGGGUCCACAUUCAGCGCAGGGUCAAGGGCCCACCCAAAUUCAGCACUCUGCCCAGGAAUUUCAGCCUUCCUGGGCAUGGGGCUAGGCCUGCCCCUAAGGAAAAGGACAGCACAUGGUCUGGGACAUCCACCCUAGGGCCCAAGCCUAAAUCAAGGGUAACAGAGGUCCAACAGAUCUUUGACUUCAAGGCAAGUGAAGGGGCAACUUCAAGCCAGAGCAGCAGGGGAACAACCAGUCAGGGAACUGGCUACAGUUCAGCUAAGCCCAGAGAUGAAGUAGGAGCUGGGGCUCGGGAUGUUGAAGAGAAAACUGUGGAGAUUCAAAGUCGGCCGAACCUGCUCCGAGCAUCAAGCAUGCCCAUCACCCUACAGCAGCGGAAAGGUUCUGAUUCAAGCAGUCCAGACCGUAUUGUGGGAACACCGGAGAGUGGCUCAACGGAGAACAUGUUCCGGGCUUCACCGGACAUAACAGAGAGACGGUGUGUUCCCCAGGAUCGGACAGGGCUUCACCAGCAGAUCACAGUAGCGCUGAAACGGGUCAGAGAACUAGAAGAGCAGGUCAAAACAAUCCCAGAACUAAAGGCUCAGAUCUGCUCACUGAGGGAGGAGAGAGAGCAGCUACUGCUUCAGCUCCAAGCCCAGGCCCAAGCCCAGGUUUCCAUAUCAUCCUCUACAAUAGCACAGAGUUAUGAUUCUGGGACACACACUCAGCCACAAGGACAAAGACCUUCAGAAGGGUUCAACUUAGCUCUGAUGACUCAACGCACUGGAGGUUUAGAAGCUUCAGAGUGUGUGCCAGCAAAGCCAGGAACAGGGAAAGAGAAACAAAGUGUGACAGAGAAAAGUACAGUGUUACAAAAAGAGAGGGAGAUAAAUCAGGAAUCUGUCAAGAGUUCCUCAGCACAUGGAGACAUGGGUACAUUGUCAGAGAGACAGUCACAGCCAUCAAAAAAAUCAGACCAACAGAAAGAGACAUCAGAGAGUCCACUGGAACAUGCUGUGCAAAAGCUAUCACAGGACAUUGCAGGACAAGAAUUAUCAUCGCUUAGGAUGGCUAUAAAAGAUGUAGAGACUAGCAGUAUUCAAGAUGGUAAUGCAGCAAAAGGAGGAAAACUUGAGGAACCAGACCGUAUGAAGCUGCAGGAGAAGUUAAUGACACUGGAGGCUAAACUUACUCAAGCUAGCCAAGAGCUGGAGAGAACUAAUCUUCUUUUGAAAGAACAAUUAGAGGAGAACAAGGUAAAAGAGGAAAGAAUACUACAACUGAGUGAUGGAAUGAGAGUGGAGGUGUGUACUACAGAAGCAUACAGCAGACCAAGAAGAGAGAGUAUUGACACAGGGACAGAGACUGAGAAGGUAGAUUUUUCAAACCAAGAGACAGAGACAGAACCACCUGGUAAAGUAGAUCAGGGAACAGAUACAGAUAGAAUAUGUAUUGAAGUGGGUGUACCCAAACCAGAGACCGGAAGUAUAGAUCAAGGAACAAAGAAUAAUAAAGUUGACACACAUGAACAGGUGACAGAGAUGGAGGCAGAAGUAGCUCCUGUGAGUCCACCAAGACCCAGAGCCAACAGCAUGGAACGGGGCACAGUAACUGAGAGGAUCACCACUCAGGAUCAGAUGACCGAGACACCAGUUGCUGAAAGGGUCAACCAAGUCACAGAAACAGAAGGAGAGACAAUAACAGAUCAUCCUCAGAGACCGAGGGCCAGCAGUGUAGAUCGGGGGACAGAGACAGAGAGAGUGAACACAGUGGACAGAGUGACAGAGACAGAGGAAGCAGAGAGGACAGACCAGCAGACUGAGACAGAGAUAAACAGACAACAGGAUAACAAUCCAGGAAGAGAUGCAGAAGUCGAGAGUCAAGUGAGAGAAAGUGCUGGCAGAGAAACAGUAGAAGAUGUAGUGACUGUGGUCAGUGAAAGAGUGGAAGCACAUGAAAUAAUUCAAAGAGAAAGCGGAGUUGAACAAACUGUUGUUUCAGAUAUUGUAAGCCAGGAUGAAGCUUGUGCCAGUCCACUUGUUGUAGCAGGAGAAAAUACAGAAAAUGAAAUUGAAGCUGUUAUGGCACAGAAUGACUCAGAAACAAAGGAAAUGAUCGCCCCAAAGAGUGAAGUAACAGAAAUUGUUAAAACACAGCAGAUUGCACUUGAGACUGUAGAAAAGAAACAAACAACAGAAGGUGAAAUUGUAUGUGCAACAAUCAAAGAAACUGUGGUCAUUGACACAGUUGUAGUAGCAGCAGAGAAUGGAGCUGAGAAGACAGUAGCUCCUGUACGACCCCAGAGAGGCCGAAAGCCCUCGGCAGAGCAGGCACAGCCAUCACCUCCUCAACUUCAGGCUGCACCUGUGCGUCCCCGUAGGGGAUCCAAUGAAACUCAAGCCGAUCAGUCCCAGCCCCAUGUGCAGGUACAGGGUCCACCUCAGCUCAAGACCCAAACCCCCACACAGCUCUCUGAACCACAGGUAAAACAUCCAGCCAUAUCUCUGUCUCAGGCUGGGGACCACACCCUAGAAAAGAGGACUCCUGGGGAGUCUAAUGAGAAACAAUCUCAAUCACAACCUCAGACUGAGACUCAGUGCCCUUCUCCAGGCUCCAGUGAAGUCCAAACCCGACCCAAAUCAAUUCAAGCACAGUUUCAGUCUCAAACCAGUGCAACUCGACGGGACUCCAAAGAGCUUAAAACACCACAGAGAGGAUCCAGGGUAUCACAACCUCCUAUUCGUGGAUCCGGAGAAGCCCAGACUCACCAGGUGUCAUGUGACACCCAACCUCAGUCUCAGGGCUCUCGUAGAAGUUCCAGUGAGACUCAACACCCUCACAAAGAUACCAACGAGACACAAUCACUGCGCAGGGGCUCCAGUGAAACAUCCCAGCGUGGUGGUUCAAGUGAAGCCCAGGCCUCACGCCGGGAUACUGGAGAUGCCCAGCCUCCUCGUAGAGGCUCCAGUGAGUCACCAACAUCGCCUGCGGCUUUGGGCCAAGUCGUAACACGGUUAACAGGGCUUUUGGGGGAACAGUGGGCACAGCUGGGGAGCAGCUCUGGAACUCAACAGAUGGCCAGCCAGCAGGAAGGCCCCAGCACACAGAAACAGGCGGCAGGGAAAAGAGCAGAGGCAGCCAAAGGAGCAUCAGCCAAGCCUGCAGGGAAAGCAGUCCCUACAGCAACAACAGGGAAACCAGCAGGGAAGCCUGGUCCCUCCAAAAUGAGCUCUAUUCAGAGUCAACUGGUCAGCUCCCUCAGUGUCCUCUCUGCCUUCUACUCACCAGGCCAGAAAGCUGCUGCUGCCAGCAAACAGCAAGAACAAGGUCUCAAAUCUAUUAUGAAGAAAAACGGUGUUGCUGACAAGCAGGGGAACAAAGGAGCCAAGAAAAACCUCAAGUUUGUUGGGGUGAAUGGAGGCUAUGAGACGACAUCCAGCGAAGAGUCUAGUGGAGAUGAGAAGGCAAAGGUGGAGGUGGAGGAGGAAGAGGAGGACAGCUCAGAACCAGAGGUAGAGAAGGAAAAGGAGACGGAGUUUCAGCCAGCAGAGAAGUCUGAGGAGGGAGGAGAGACCCAACAGAAGGAUGCAGAGGUCUCAGCUGAGGAAGGAGGUGCAGUGGCUGCAGAGAAGGAGAGUGAAAGAGGCCUGCUGGAUCCAGACGUCAGCCAGGAGCUCCUGGAAGAACAGGCUGAAGGGGAGAAAGUUGACAAGAGUUUUAUAGAUGCCUGCCUCUAUGUAAAAGACCGCAUGGAAGAGGUUUCAUCCCCAGAUAAAGAAAUGCGCCAGGUUUUAGUGGUGCUCUACCAGGAGUGGUUCAAGGUUUCCAGUCAGAAAAACUCACAGGCUGAUACUGUCAGAUUAUACCUGCGACAAGUGGGCAUGACCACACCCACUCUUCUGCCAUAUGUCGUUAACUUGACAGACGGCAAUGGGAAUAUGGCCCUCCACUACAGUGUGUCGCAUUCAAACUUCCCUGUGGUGAAACUGCUGCUAGAUACUGGUCUAUGUGAGACAGACAAUGUGAACAAGGCAGGCUAUACCCCAGUGAUGCUUGCUGCACUGACAGCUGCUGAGACCCCUGAUGAUCUGGAAGUGGCACAACAACUGUUGAAACUGGGUGACGUCAAUGCAUGCUCCAGACAGGCAGGCCAGACGGCACUCAUGCUUGCAGUGAGCCACGGUCGAGUUGCCAUGGUGAAGCUGCUCCUGAGCUGCGGCGCGGAUGUAAAUGCCCAGGACCGCGAGGGCUCCACAGCCUUGAUGUGCGCCUGUGAACAUGGACACACACAUAUCGUUCGUUUGCUGAUGGAGACAGGUCGCUGUGACACCUGCCUCACAGACAAGAAUGGACAGACAGCACAAUCGGUGGCAGAGGGAGGCUCCCACCAAGACAUAGUUGACCUUCUGAAGGCCCAUGCUGAGACCCGAGCCUCUGAGCCCUCAUCUACCACAGACCUCCUCUGAGCCAGGCCAAACCUGUUUACUUUCAGCUAACUGACCCACAACCCUUCAAUUUCCAAGACCCUCUGCCCACCAACAAAGAGGGAAAAGGUUGAAUUUAAGGCAAGAUGACACCAUACAAGACUGUGUGACCAGUGGAAAAAGUGGAUACGCUCUGUUUACUGUGGAACUACAUAUACACUUCUGAGGGUGUCUAGCCAUUUAUGCCCACAUUCUUCUUCCACAUCUCUGCCAACAUGCCCAGUGGGUGUUUAUGGAUAUGCUGCAUCAACCACUCAGUGGACAGACAACAAAGGGGGGCCGGUUGGAUUGAUGAUAAGAAAUUACCAUACUGACAAGUGUGAUUGACGGGAUAUGGUGAGAAUAUAACGAGGGACCAGGGAUGGACGGAUUGUCAAGGGUUCUUAUCAUCAACUUUCUCUUCAAGCAAAAUACUAAGCACAUGAUCUACCUGUCAAAUAUACGAUAUUGAAUAUGACAUUAUUUCUAUUUUUUCUUUUGUGACAUUGACAUCAUCCUUGUCAUAUUUGGACAUAAGCCAUUAUUGAGAACAUAGUAUGUAGAAUGAUAUUAACAGAAUAUAAUCAUAUACAAACACAGAAACUGUAUUUUCUACUGCACUUUUUUAUUGUGUUCGUGUACAGUAAAUAGGCCUCUCUAAUAUAGAUGUCCAAAAGAACCUAUUUAUCUCCAAAACAGCGAAUUAGAAAACUGAAAAAAAGAAUAGAACUUUAGUCGAAUUUCCCAUUAUUCAGUGGAUAUUUGAUAUCAUUUAAUGUAUUGUUUUUGCAAUAGUAAUGAUGUUUUUCACAUACGGGACAUGGUGAUCAACAUCUGUGAAAUACUGAAAAACUGUAAAACUUAGUUGGAGAUAAAAUGUUUCUGUUGGGCACAAAGGAAAUGAUUUUUAUAACCACCGUAUAACCAGAUUAAAGAAAGACAAAAGUCUUCUAAGAAGAGGACUGCACUGUUCAGGAGGUGCUGCAUGCCAAUACACAGUUAUUCCCCUACUGGCUGUCUUAUAGUACUAAAUAACAGUAUGUUGUAA